This is a messenger RNA of Polistes dominula (European paper wasp), 2855 nucleotides long. It is a transcript of the gene foxo, whose product is annotated as forkhead box, sub-group O. Gene Ontology annotation, biological process: regulation of transcription by RNA polymerase II. Gene Ontology annotation, molecular function: RNA polymerase II cis-regulatory region sequence-specific DNA binding; DNA-binding transcription factor activity, RNA polymerase II-specific. Gene Ontology annotation, cellular component: nucleus. The record is from RefSeq and is a predicted model, not a curated record. Lineage: Eukaryota; Metazoa; Arthropoda; Insecta; Hymenoptera; Vespidae.
UUUGUCAGUAUACGCCGUGCCGUCUUGCCGGCAACACUUAUUCUUAUCGGUGUGAUAGUUCUACGAAUUACCAAUCAUUUAUCUUUAUUUUUUUUAUUCCAAAAAUAUCCACUUAUUUCUAUUAUACACUUUUCAAUAAUUCAGGUUGAGAAUACUAUAUAAAGAAGAAGAAGAAGAAGAAGACGAAGAAGAAGAAGAAGAAGAUUAUAGAUAGGACAAAGAGUUUGAAACGUAUAGAAGAAGAAGGAGAAGGAUUAGGAGUAAGAGUAGGAGGAAGAAGAUCAAGCCCUUGUGUCGAUGCGCGCGAGCGCAAGCGCGCUCAUUUCUUAAAGGUCGACGACUGUAUAUACGGGGGACUACUUACUACCGGUUACUUUUCUUGCCCGCGAAACAUGCACGCGGUCAAAGUGGAAUACACAGAAGAGGCCAACAUGAUGGACUCGGUCCCAACGGUAUCAUCCUCUUCGAGUACAACGACCGCAUCUCAACAGCAACAGCAACAGCAACAGGGAAUACCGUUUGACGAGAACAGUUUUGAACCACAAACGAGGGCAAGAUCAAACACGUGGCCAUUACCAAGGCCUGAAGGAUACGUCGAAGGUAAUGUUGGAGUCGUCGUAGGUGGUGCUGGUGCUAGUGGUGCUUGUGGUACUGGUGCACAAACUGGAAAUGACAUUGGCGGGGAAUCUGGUACACCACCUCAACAAAGUAACCUAGGACAAGGUGCUACUAGUGCUGCUUUAUUUCCUGUUAAGAAGAAUUCAUCGAGAAGAAAUGCAUGGGGUAAUCUAAGCUAUGCCGAUCUGAUCACUCAAGCGAUCACCAGUGCACCCGAACAAAGGCUCACUUUAUCCCAGAUUUACGAAUGGAUGGUCCAGAACGUUCACUAUUUCAAAGACAAGGGUGAUAGUAAUAGUAGCGCCGGUUGGAAGAAUUCCAUAAGACACAACUUGUCGUUGCAUUGCAAAUUCAUGCGAGUGCAGAACGAGGGUACUGGAAAAAGUUCAUGGUGGAUGAUCAAUCAUGAUGCUAAACCAGGAAAAUCACCUCGACGUAGAGCAACGUCGAUGGAAACGAGCAAAUUUGAGAAAAGACGUGGUCGAGUCAAGAAGAAGGUCGAAGCAUUGAGAAAUGGAGUUUUGCAAGCUGAUGCUACACCAAGUCCAAGUAGCAGCGUCAGCGAGAGUUUGGACCUUUUCUCUGACAGUUCACUUCAUCCAAGUGGAUAUCAACUUUCACCGGACUUACGACCUCGAACAUCGAGCAACGCGUCCUCUUCGGGUCGAUUGAGUCCCAUUCCGGCAGGAAGCCAGAUUGGACGCGUCCUUGAGGAACCAGACUGGACGCCAACCUAUGCAUCUUCCUACAGUCCGGAACAGUUAGAUACAAUCUUGGCUGGUAGCCUCGCGGAAACUAUGAAACUAGAAUCCUUUCAAAUGUAUCAAACAUCACCACCAAAUCAUCAGCAACAAGCUGGUCCACCGCCUUCUUAUUUCGAGACACAGUAUCAAAGGACCACCAGUGCACUUCGUAAUGCUGCAUCUUUUGGAUUACCACCUACACCUCAGUCAAGAAACCAACAGAGUUGUCCGAUACAUCGUUUACAAGCUUGCGCUUGUCAAGUGAACCUAAGUCCAGUUUCCGGAAUGUCACCGUCGUAUCAGCAAAGUGAACCAAGCCCAACGACACUCAGUACCAGUCAACAGCAAACUCUUCAAUAUAUGAUUCAAAAUCAACAACGGCAGCAACAACAACAACGACAACAGCAGCAACAACAGCAACAACAACAACAGCAACAGCAACAACAGCAGCAGCAACAACAACAACAGCAACAACAACAAACACAAAAUGGUUCGAGUCCGCCGAACACCCCCACCCCAUGUGAAUCGACACCAAGUACGAUGAUGGGACAAUUAAUGGGUGCCCUUAAUAAUUCGACACUUCUCGACGAUCUCAACAUUAACAUCGAAACGUUGCACGGUGGAUUCGAUUGCAACGUCGAAGAGGUUAUUAAUCACGAAUUGUCGAUGGACGAAACGUUGGAUUUCAAUUUCCAACAAGGUGUAAUGGGUACUGCUGCGAUUCAAGUGAGCGACAGCAAUAUCGGACAAAAUGGUCUCGUUACUCAAAACAAUGGCGUAGUCACGACAACCGGAAAUGCACCCGCGGGAGUUUACAUGAGCACCAAUGCAGCGACUCCCGCGGCACCACCUUCUUGGGUUCACUAGCAGUGGACCCCUUUGCCCUCGACACCACCUUUGUCCUUACCAAUUCCAUCGUCCGAUGGAUGGGAUAAUUAUUGCGGGAUGUCAGAGGGACAACUCGACUGUCCGAUUGUCGAGGAUGCAAGGAUGGAUCGAGCACUUGUGAUAAGAUUUAGACAUAACUAUGUCAGACCACGAAGAUAUACAUACUUCAAAAAUACAACAUUACGUUAGUGCAAUUGUGACGUGAUGAAUAAUUAACGAAAAAGGGCGUGUGUCUAUCUCUUCGACCCUUAUCCUUUCUCCCGUUCCUUUCCCCCAUCAUUUCUACCUGUCUAGUCCUUGUUUAUCAUCUUUAUUGUACAUUCUUCUCUCGAGAAGGAAGUUGGAUACUUCGAUGAAAACACAAAAACAGUGAAGAGAAUAGAUAAGAAGAAUAUGAAAAAUAAAGGACUAGGUUUUGGACAAAAAAGAUCGAUGAAAGAAGAACAACGACAAAAUUUCCUAAAAAAGGAUAAAGGAUAUUUUCUACGAUAUCUCGAUCGAAAUCAAAUCAGUAUCAUCGUACGUUAUUAUCAUCGAUAUAAUAAUAUGUUCGAUUAUUUUUACGAGAAGAGAUAGAGAGAGAGAUUCUGUUCUUUUUUUUUUCUU